Messenger RNA from Magnolia sinica, 1399 nucleotides. RefSeq names its product triacylglycerol lipase 2-like. NCBI's taxonomy places the organism in Eukaryota, Viridiplantae, Streptophyta, Magnoliopsida, Magnoliales, Magnoliaceae. Gene Ontology annotation, biological process: lipid metabolic process. Gene Ontology annotation, molecular function: hydrolase activity, acting on ester bonds. The transcript is spliced from 9 exons. Bases 27 to 1274 code for a protein of 415 amino acids. The record is from RefSeq and is a predicted model, not a curated record.
CGGGCCUCUUAGAGAUAUGCAAGGAGAUGGCAAUCAAGAAGAUGGGAUUGGUGUUCAUUGCUACAUGCUUCUUAGGUCUCAUCUUCGAGCCCGGUCGAGCCCAUGGCUCGACGAAAUCAGACCUUUUCAUGAGCCAUGGCUCGGAUCUACCCGUCGCGCAGACUCCACCGUUGGUUGGGAUAUGUGAGUCAUUCGUGGCCGUUCACGGUUACCCCUGCAAGGAGUUUAAAGUGAAAACGCAAGAUGGGUAUGUUCUUACGUUGCAUAGGAUACCAGAAGGACGCGUUAAAGGAAGUGGGAAGAUCAGGCAGCCGGUCCUACUUCAACAUGGAAUUCUCAUGGAUGGGAUGUCGUGGCUUCUGGAUUCUCCUGAUCUGUCUCUCGGAUUCGUCUUGGCGGACAGCGGAUUCGACGUGUGGAUCUCUAACACUAGAGGGACCCGAUGGAGCCGCACUCAUACAUCCCUUGAUCCAAUCAAUCCGGCUUUCUGGGCCUGGUCAUGGGAUGAACUGGUUGAGCAUGAUCUUCCUGCUCUUUUCGAUUUCGUGCACAGCCAAACGGGCCAGAAGCUGGAUUACGUCGGCCAUUCUCUGGGGACGUUGAUGGCUCUGGCAUCUUUGUCUCAAGGCAAGUUGGUGGACCAGUUGAAAUCAGCAGCGUUGCUCAGCCCCAUCGCUUAUUUGAGCCAUAUGACCACUUCAAUUGGACAAAUCGCUGCCAGAUCCUUCAUUGGAGAAAUCACAAUAUGGUUUGGUCUUGCAGAAUUCAAUCCAAUAGGAGAAGCUGUGGCUACUUUUCUGAAAGCUCUAUGUGCGUAUCCUGGGAUCGAUUGCUACGAUCUGAUGUCAUCAUUUACUGGUAAAAACUGCUGUCUCAACGUAUCCACCAUCGAUCUCUUCCUGCAGUACGAACCGCAAUCAACGUCCACGAAGAACCUGGUCCACCUAGCUCAGACCGUUCGAGAUGGCAUCAUAGCAAAAUUUGAUUAUGGGAAUAGCGAAACGAACAUGAAGUACUAUGGCCAGAGCAAGCCUCCGAUCUACAACAUGUCGAGCAUCCCCAACGAUCUGCCACUCUUCCUUAGCUACGGUGGCCAAGAUGCGCUAUCUGACGUCCGUGAUGUGGAGCUCUUAUUGGACAAUCUCAAAUUCCACGAUGGAGAUAAGCUCACAGUUCAAUACAUAAAGGACUUCGCCCAUGCAGAUUUCGUGAUGGGAGGGUCUGCUAAGAAGAUCGUCUAUGACGCUUUGAUCGCCUUCUUCAAUCGAUGGUGAGGAUCGACCGAUUGACUCAUAAAAUGGGCCACCAUUCCAAUCAAUAUGUCCACAUUAAUUCAUCUCCAUUGCAUGAUACAUUGGGCAAUUUUUAAUAAAGAAUUUUGGGUUUGUUCUUCAUCCAA